UGUAAUGGUCUUGUGGGAUAGGAAGAGUUCACAUUAGGCUUGUUCGACUCCAUGCCUAGAGCAAGACCGCUGAAGAACACAUAUUGAAUGAUAAAACACUCAUUGUUGUGAGAAAAAUGCAUAGCAUUGUUUACUGGAAAUGCUUAUUUCACAUUAUAUAAGUCUGUAAUGGAAACCCAGCUAUGCACCAGUGAAUCUGAAACCCAACGCUUCACAGGUCACGCUCACACAAGAACGAAUAUAAUCUUUUAUAAAAAUGUGACAUUCAUUUCUCACAUACAUUUAUUUUUAUUAAAUUGCUAGACUAACAAGCUCUGACAAACAGGUCACUUUCACUCUGUCAUUUUUAGGAAUAUUAUCGUUUUGUUUAAACACAAACAUUGUGUUAUAUUUGUGUCGUGUCUAUUCGUGGCAAUUUCCAAAUGAUAUUUUGUUACGUUGUUAUUAGGAAUAACAAAUCACCUCACACAGUCACGACAGAUGUCAGGCGUCAUUUAGAGCAGGUAUAUGCUGACUGUACGCCGUUCACGUUCUUGUUGUCUUUGCCUCUCAGUCUCUUGUUCAUCUUUGCCCCUGACGCACUCAUCAUAACAAAUCGAGCGGAGCGCCAAGUGGGGAUGAAUCCGGAGUGAAUAGCUGCAGGCAGCGCAAACCCUUUGCUGGAAUGAGUCUGGACAACUGCCAAACACCAGAGUCUUGGUGCAUAGCCUGUACAUGGAGGAAAAGCGACGUUGAUAGGUGCUCUACCGCGAUUCCGCACACAGACUGAUGGAAGAGGAGACGCUGUUUUUACCCUGAAACGCAGCAGCCUACAUGCAGAAAAGAGAGAGACGAGCGGAGAUGUUUUUCCUGCAUCUGUUCCUUAAUCCGACGCAUGUGACGCGACGCGCGCUCACUUUCAUGAUGCAUUUGACCACCCUCAUGCCUGAUCUCCUUUUAUAAAGUGAUUGUCUUUCUUUUUUAAUGUACAUUUGCGGUGCCCUGCGGUAUAUCUGAAGCCUUACCAGGAGGAUGAGAGCGUCGGUAUUUGUCGUGGUCAUGUCCUCUGUGUUUUUAAAUCCCAGUUUUGCCUUCAGUUCGCAUUUUGACCCAGGUGGCUCCCCGCUGAGCGAGCUGUCAUGGCCUUCAUCUCUGGCGGUGGUUGCCGUCUCCUUCUCGGGCCUGUUCACAUUCGUCUUCCUCAUGCUGGCCUGCCUGUGCUGCAAGAAAGGGGACAUCAGCUUCAAGGAGUUUGAGAAUACAGAGGGGGAGGAGUGCCAAACUGACCUUUCCACUUUAGCCUCACCCAAUAAUCAGAACGACCCUGAGGUUUAUAUUCUGCCCCUCACCGAGGUCUCACAUCCUGUGUCCAAACAGCCCAGCAAAGCACUUCAGCUGCUGAAGUCUGUAGAUCUCGGACGGCACAGCCUCCUCUACAUUAAAGAAAUCGGGCAUGGCUGGUUUGGGAAGGUUUUAUUGGGAGAGGUUAAUGCCGGAUUGAGCACCACACAGGUGGUGGUUAAGGAGCUGAAGUCCAGUGCCAGUGUACACGAGCAGAUGCAGUUCUUGGAAGAGGUCAAACCUUAUCGGAUGCUCCAGCAUCCAGCUCUCUUGCAGUGUAUGGCCCAGUGUUCAGAAGUCACGCCCUAUCUGCUGGUUAUGGAGCACUGCCCUAUGGGAGAUGUUAAAGGAUACCUCCGUAGCUGUCGGGCAGCAGACUCUGUGACCCCUGACCCUUUGAUCCUCCAGCGGAUGGGAUGCGAGAUUGCUUCUGGCCUUAUGUACCUCCACAAACACAAUUAUAUUCACAGUGAUCUGGCCCUCAGGAACUGUCUUUUGACCUCAGAACUGGCAGUUAAGAUUGGAGACUAUGGCCUCAGCCAUUAUAAGUACAAGGACGACUAUUACGUGACAUCAGAUCAAAUAUGGGUUCCUCUACGCUGGAUUGCACCAGAACUUAUUGACGAGGUCCAUGGCAAUCUCUUAAUAGUUGACCAAACCAAGGCCAGCAAUGUCUGGUCCCUGGGUGUGACCAUAUGGGAGUUGUUUGAACUGGGUAACCAGCCUUACAGGCACUAUUCUGAUAGGCAGGUUUUAACAUAUGCUAUAAAGGAACAGCAGCUCAAACUGCCAAAGCCCCUGCUGAAAGUGCCUAUGUCUGAACGCUGGUCUGAGGUAAUGCAGUUCUGUUGGCUGCAGCCUGAGCAGAGGCCUGUUGUUGAAGAGGUUCACCUACUGCUAAGCUACUUGUGUGCUAAGGGUACCUCUGAGACCGAGGAGGACUUUGAGAAGCGCUGGAACUCUCUAAGGCCAAGUCUGGGCUCCGGAAGCUCUCACAGAACCCCUGCACCUGAGCUAGCGUCCUCUGCUUCCUCUUCAUUUCCUCUACUUGAACACUUCUCUAUUGCAGACAGCUUCCAAUCUGAGAAUGGAGAUGACAUUUUGACUGUAACCGAGACAAGCCAAGGCCUCAACUUUGAAUAUAAAUGGGAGCAGGGCCGAGCCGAGCAGCCCUACUGCUCCUCUUCAGCAAGUGGACAACUGGGGAAAAAUAACCCGCACUACCUAGAUGUGUAUUACCCACUUAGCAAUUCAGCAGGUAGCUGCAAGGGUGAGAGUCUUCCUAUUGGGGUCUCUCCAUCUUACUAUGAGUCAGACCAUCCAGGAGUUGUUCCAGUGUUGAGUGCCCACAGCCCUUCAGUAAGUAGCGAAUAUUACAUCCGUAUUGAGGAGCCAGUUGAGUGUAACAUAAAUUUAGAAGACAGUGUUCAUGAUUACAGCCCAACAAUUGAGGCCAGCAACAACAGCUUGUCCAGUAUGAACAGAAGAAGCCCUGUUGGGGCUCAGCCAAACAUCUACUGGUCAGCAGCUAAAGAACCCAUUAGUAACGAUUACGAUUCAGAGAGUAGCCCAACAAUGGAGCCUCUCCAAAGAACUGUUCUAAGCUAUGCAGAGACAGACCAUCAUGAAGAAUAUUUUUCUUCCAAUGAAAGGCACAAUUUCUUGCAUGAGGAAUCACCUCAAGCAAGGUCAGAUCUCCAUUUGAUAAGAAGUCAAGAUUCAAGUUCUAAUCCGCAGAGAAGAGGCUCAGAAAGUCUCUGCCACAGAUUGGAGGUGGUAAGGGAGAGUCCACCUGGUGUUUCAGUUUCUCUCAGCAGCCCAAGCUUGGCACAUUGUGACCCGUACCUAGAAUCUAACCAGAGAGCUACAGAAAGGAGUUCCGCCAGUGAGGCCUAUUAUGCCAUGAUGGGACCUUUACAAAAAAAUGUGCCAAGACCCCAUUACAUAAGUGUUGAUAUUGACGCUGGUGAGGGCCUUCUUAUGUCUAGGGGGACUGCUGAAUCAGAAGAUGAUGAUUUGUUUUCUCAGAAUUCAUUAACUAACUGGACCUCCAACCACUCAGCAAACAACAACAGUUUAAGCGAUCGCACACAAGCCGUUGGUUUUAGAGAUGCGUACCUUGAUUUGCGUCACCCAACACCCUUAUCUCAUGUUGGAAAUUUGCAGUCAAGAGUAUCAGAAACAAGCAACACUUCAGCAGAUUCUUUCACAGUGCACUCAUACAUGGAAGCUACAGACAGCACGGCCACCCUUAACACUCAAACAGACUCAAAGGGUGGUGAAUACUUACAUCUAUGCCCUGAAGGUAGUCAAGAUUUUGAAACAUCUUCUAAAUCUCAUUUUGUCCCUGAAAUUCAGCACAUUCACUCUCAGCAGAACAUUUCAAACAAACAUAUCAAAGAAAAGACAUCAGACUUUCUUGUAGGAGGCUACGACCGAAAAACGCCAUCAGCUCCAACAGAGAUUGUAGUAAGCAAAGAAAAUAUGUUAUUUGAUAGAAGGAUAUCAGCUGCACAAAAUGAAGUCAGAAGUGUAAAGAACAUGUCAUGUCCUAAAGACUCAUCCGAGACCAUCUCAGAGUGCAGCCAUGUGGCACACAGUGGGGUGGUUCCCAAGUCCAGUAUCAGCUUGGUUGAAAUGAAUGACUGCAGUGAUGAUGUGACUGACAUCACCUCUGGAGAUUAUCGUUUGGAAUAUGCAGAGGUGGGACAUUUUGACCGUCAGAGAGAGACAGAGUCCACACACCACAAGGACACUAUUAACCUUGCCUCUUGUGGCAGUCUGUGUGAAGCCUUUAGCCCUGAUAGUUACCACACAUCUAUUCAGCCAAAAUCCCUUGACAGUGGCUAUGACACAGAGAACAAUGAGUCCCCGGAGUUCAUCAUGAAGGACCUUGAAGGGAAUCCGGCCCUUAGCACAAGUGUGGAAUCAGACGUGUGUGACAUGGUCCACCAGAUGGACUUAGAUGAAGAUGUCAAUUUAAUGCUACUGCAUCCAUCCGGAAACAUCCAACAUCAAUACAGAGACUCUGCUUAUUUUUCUGACUAUGACACAGAGAAUGAUAAGAGCCCCAGUGAAAGGGUCUUUAACUUCUUUAUCCGCCAAGAAGAGGACAAUGUUUUUGAUGUCAAAGCUAAAAGAAAAGGCUCUGUACAAACAGUUGGGCUCCAGUUGGGCUCCACUUCUACAUCAGCUCCAGUGAUUUCCAUGCUUUCCCCCUUUCCCCCAGAGAUGGGGGGAUGCUUGACCAAGGAGUCCACUCCAGAUGAUGGUAUUGGACUCGAGUCUGAUCACUCUGGAGACGAACCGAACUCUGAGUGCUACUCUUCCACAGUAUCAGAAGGGUCCACCUCAACACAGGAAGCUUCAGGCAUUGAGGGCCAAGCUAACGGAGAUGCCAGAUGUUAUUCAUCAGCGGAAUCACUGGGCUCUGACUCUACCAUAGUGGAGUUCGGUAGGGAGAUAUUUGAAGCACAGGAGCAGGACGACUGUAGCAAUCCAGAGCUUCUUAAAGAAGGUAACAAUGAAAAAAGAGAAGGUACAGAAGAUGCAAUGGAAGACAACAUAGGUCGGGCACUUUCAAGACAAAAACAUGCCAACUCCUUGGAAAGCAUUCUUCCUGCCUUACCGGAUGACCUUGAUGUUCCAGCUCCACUUGGGAACGGAGAGGAGGCUGAUGAGGAUACAGACAGUGACGAGUCUGAUGAAGAACUUCGUAGCUACAACAUACAGGAGCAGAGUGAUGAGAGUGAUGAAGAGCUCCCAAUGGUGCCUGUCAUCGUGAGUGACCGCAGCUGUGCACGGCAUCUGCGCAGCCUUCUCAAAAUGCCUUCCAUAAUGACGCAGUCCUACUGCGAUGAGCUGGACGGCAAGAAGAAAGCUGUGUCAUUUUUUGAUGACGUCACAGUCUUUCUGUUUGACCAGGAGAGUCCUACAGGUGAGCUUGGAGACUACAGUUUUCCUGUGGAGACAGAACCUAAUGGCCAGGCUUCAGAGGUUGACGCAUCAAAACCCCAGGAUAGGGUCACAACCUCAGAUGAUUCGUUGCAAAUUACUUUGUCAGAAGAAAGUGGAGAAUUGUGGCAGGGAGAUUUUCCAUCGACGCCAAGCCCUUCAACGUCAGAAGCAAGUUCUGAAGAAAUUACCACCCCUCCCAACUCUCCCAUCAGCUCUCCAGAUGAGAAACCAGCACCACCGCUCUCCAGAUUCAGCAUCUCUCGUUUCUCCAUCACUCAUGUGUCCGACUCUGACGUGAACUUUAAAGGAGGGAACAAUGAGAAUGGAGCCCAGGAAUGAAGGAGUCACAUUUUAACCCUUUGAAACUGUUCAGAAGGUGUGAUUGGGUCUGAUCCGACUAUGGAUUCUCCUGUGCCGUUUUGUUUUUUCUUUCUCAACGUGCUGGACGAAAAGGUCCUGUGAACAUGACAUGCUGUUCGGACAGAGUGCCUGAUACUGUAGUGAUGAAUUGAUAUUAGCCAGACCCUUUGAGUGACACGGUCUUUUGAGGACAACAUGUAGACGAACAGAAGAUAAAAUCUGUGUAUCAGAAUAUAUAUUUAUUAUCUAUGUACUACAAACAUGUUGUAUGAAGAUUAUAACUUAUUUGCACAAUUCAGUAUCAGUACCAUGCUGAAAUCAUCCUUUUACACUCUAGCCGUAGGAAACAAAAUAGAGACGAGGCUGCUCUUCUCAUUUGCUUGUCAUGUCCCGUGUUGUCAAUCUGUGGUUUAGAUCCCCAAAGACAAAGUUUCAGGUCAGGACCGAAUAAGCUGCGUAAACGUCUAUUGUCAAUGUCCAACAGAAAAUAAAAGACCCCUAGCUACAGUAUGUAAAAACCAUGGAGGGUUAAGGGUUAGGAAUGUUUUAUAUUUUUGAACACUUUAAGCUAAAAUGUUUUAGCUCAGGGGUGAUUAGCAUACAGUACAAAAGUAGAUGAUGUUAAGUUUUGCUUUUAUCCGUCAAGUUUAUCGCCAUAAGCAAUUUAAUGCAUUUGUAUUGUUUGAACCAAGAAAUAUUUUGUACAUCUCUUGUUAAAAACAAUUAUUUUGAUAGAGUUGUUCAUAAUAUUACGUAAAGUGCAGUUAACAUGCUAGUUCUUCUCUAGCUAGAGCUUUGUUUAUAUUUUUUAAAUAUAAACCGUCUUUCCCACAAAACAUUACAGACUAAAGUUAUACAUCACAGUACUUGUUUGCUCCAAAGAGUAAUGACAGUAUUAAAGUAGACUAGACACUGGCAACCCGCCACAGUCCUUAACUAGCGAAAAGCCAGACAAAACGUAACGGUGCUUGUGGAGAUCGGAGAGCCGGAGACCACAGAAAACAAUUCUGCUUUUUAACUGUUGUACUCCAGAGCAUUAAGCAAAACCUCAAGUUAAAACAAGGUUAAGAUAUCUGUGACUAAAAUCUCUUACAGACGGCAGCUCCUGCAGAUCUGAUCCUUACAGACUAGAAAAUCUUGAUCUGCAUUAAUUUCAAAACCCGAUCCAGAUAGAUGUUUCAAAUGACUAGAGUAACUUCGGUCCAAAUGGCAUGGUGACCCCACCUGUUUCCACACUUCACAAUGUUUUCCCCGCAUACGAUCUGAUGUGUCCCACAAGAGUUUUGACCCGUUUUACACGGUAAACUGUUUAAGUGUAAAGUACAGCUGUCCUCCUCUGCCUUGAAUCACUUCAUACACAUUUGUGCCAAUGCUGUAAGCGUCACAAUCACUGCACCGUACACUCGCUUUCUCGCUGUAAUGCCUUUCAAGAGUUUUAUACUGUCUUAACUUUUGCGCCAGUAGGUACUUUUCACAUUCAGAAUAUCUGUGUUUCAUUGAAGGGUUAUAAGGUUGCCAAAGUAAGGUGAAAUAUAAAUGUGAAAGAUACUUGAAUGUAAAGUUUAGGGAGAGGACUGUUGUUACUGCCUCAUAGCUGUCGAACCGUAUUUCCUUGCAAUUCAUGCCUACUGUAUUCUAAAAAAUAAAACAAACUAUAGUU
This is a messenger RNA of Triplophysa dalaica, 7297 nucleotides long. It is a transcript of the gene lmtka, whose product is annotated as apoptosis-associated tyrosine kinase a. Gene Ontology annotation, molecular function: ATP binding; protein tyrosine kinase activity. NCBI's taxonomy places the organism in Eukaryota, Metazoa, Chordata, Actinopteri, Cypriniformes, Nemacheilidae. Gene Ontology annotation, biological process: brain development; peptidyl-tyrosine autophosphorylation. The coding region runs from base 1012 to 5616 and encodes 1534 amino acids. The record is from RefSeq and is a predicted model, not a curated record. The transcript has 14 exons.